GGAAGAGUUGAACAGGCUCGUGAGCUCUGAAUAACAGGUCCACUUAGAACCAUGAAUGAUCGCGAGCUUGACCUCACAGAAGCUCAAAAAGCAACUAAAUCCAAAUAUCCGGCCAUCACCAAGAAAUAUGAGUAUCUGGACCACACAGCAGAUGUCCAGCUGCACAGUUGGGGAGACUCUCUGGAAGAGGCCUUUGAACAGUGCGCUAUGGCCAUGUUUGGCUAUAUGACAGACACAGAGACUGUAGAACCCAUCGAUACCAUAGAAGUAGAAUCUGAAGGGGACGAUCUGGAAUCACUGCUAUUUCAUUUUCUGGAUGACUGGCUCUUUAAGUUCAGUGCCGACGUGUUCUUCAUUCCCAGGGAGGUGAAGGUUUUGCACUUGGAUCGGACACACUUCAGGAUUCGCUCGGUGGGCUGGGGAGAAGAGUUCAGUCUGUCCAAGCAUCCACAGGGCACUGAAGUGAAGGCCAUCACGUAUUCAGCCAUGCAGAUCCACGCCGGUGAAAAGGCAGAGGUCUUUGUCAUCAUCGACAUCUGACCCAGAGGAGCGGCCUGGUCAAGGAGGCGCCCGGCCCUCCUCCGGCGGGACAACGGGAAUCUGGCGGUUUUGCGUUUAUGAAACUCCCAAAUAGACACAAGACAGUUUUGAAUUGCGUAUAUGGCACAAAAUAAUAAGACAUGUUCUUUUGGCUGGAAUAAGAAAGGUGCCUUGUUCAGGGCCUGCAGAGCAGAAAUGAUCAUUCCCAUGGGUUUGAAUUUUGCUGAACUGAAAGUUUACAUUUAUACAGUUGCAGGUACCUAAACUUAAUACCACAUUAUCAUCAUGGCUUUGAGUGCAUUUAUUUUUCUUCAUAUUUUGCGAAAUUCACAAAGGACCCGGUGCUUUAACGCGCACCUUCAGCGCUUGUGCACCACCUCACACACGGUCAGAUGUUUGACAUUAUCUAUGCUGUCCCUCUCUUAAGGCUUGAUGGUUUGCUGAUGUGUCGUCAUGCCAUUGGCUCAGUUAAAAACGAACAGGCUGGAUUGGUUGUAUUUGUUCAAAGCAGUGCCCUUUUCAUGGGUCACAAAUUGCACUAAAUAUCCUGAGCACCCUAA
Molecule: messenger RNA, 1100 nt
Organism: Electrophorus electricus (electric eel)
Lineage: Eukaryota; Metazoa; Chordata; Actinopteri; Gymnotiformes; Gymnotidae
Gene: tslig1
Product: zinc finger and BTB domain containing 8 opposite strand
Biological process (GO): tRNA splicing, via endonucleolytic cleavage and ligation
Cellular component (GO): tRNA-splicing ligase complex
Source: RefSeq, a predicted model, not a curated record